This is a messenger RNA of Tigriopus californicus, 1298 nucleotides long. Its product is annotated as transmembrane protein 164-like. Bases 221 to 1117 code for a protein of 298 amino acids. Lineage: Eukaryota; Metazoa; Arthropoda; Copepoda; Harpacticoida; Harpacticidae. The record is from RefSeq and is a predicted model, not a curated record. The transcript has a single exon.
UGAGAGAGGCCACUAACACCUCUUGGCAGACGUCAAGCAAACAACAGGACAUGCUUGACAAGGGCGUGUGUGUGUUUGACCGUUUGUGUGUAGAGCCAAGAUGAAUGGCGUGAUCCAAGCGCGAGGUCAAUCUCCAAUCACCAUCCCGAUCGUAUCUCCUCGAAUAACAAUGACCGCCACAUUACCUCCAUCCACUUGACAUUAAUCUACGAUACUCAUCAUGACCGACCCUUCAGGCAAAUCCUUGAACUCGUCGGCCUACGAAGUGGCCUCUUUCACGGAUAUCUUCUUUAACUAUUGCGUCUCCGGUAUCAAUUUCUCCUUACCGGGCAAUGGAGGUCACGAGUGCCAUGAUUUUAUAGCCCAACCUCAAAGGUCUUAUGAGUGUGCCUUCGGUAUCCUCGUGAGUGUGAGCUCAUUGAUAAUCGGGCUGAAAAAGCAUAAGCCUCCGAGUCGACCUCGGAUUACCAAUCCUUACGUGUAUGACCCUUGGCGGAUCAUUCUACUUGUGAGCAUGACUUUUGUCUUUGCCAUGGAGUUGUGCUACAAAUUGGCCACCCGUCAAGCCAUUUUCAUUCUUCAGCCCUGCCAUAUCUUGUGCUUAAUCAUGAUGUUCUUGUUGGCUGCUCCGGCCACCAAUUCACGGGCAUUGACCUACUUAUUUCGGGUACAUAUUUAUUUCUUACACGGACCCAUUGUGGCCAUCGUAUUUCCCGUGACAAACACCCUCUUCUUGCCGUUUGAAGUGAGCACCUAUUGGUUGGAACACUUCUUUCUUAUGAUCAUUCCACUCUACUUGCUCCGGCAAGGAGGCGUGUUCACCAUGGAAAAGACGAUGGAUCUGACCUGGCCCUUGAUGUCGUUUGGUAUCUGGGGUAUCUAUCAUUUCAUAAUCCUCGAGUUCAUGUCGUUGUUCACGAUGGCCAACCUGAAUUCCAUGCUGUGUCCGGCGAUUACGGAUCCGUUCUACGGUCCCAAUUAUCGACUCUUCGCAUUGGGUCAUCAAUUUGCCUUGAACUUUCUGUCGGGCAAACUGUUUGGGCUCUUCGGUAAGGAUGAGGUGGACGAUUCCGAGGUUGGAGAGCUUCCCAAAAAACUUCGCCAUAAGUCAUCUUAAGGGAAUGUCCCUUGGCCAUAAGUUCCAGUCACAAAUGAAGAUCUCGAGUGGCCAAAUGCAGUGUCCAAAUAAAGACCCAGGCGGGUUUUGUGGCACUCUAGGCCAAUGUUUUGUCAAAUCAAUAUGCAAGCUUACUUACUUUCAAAUAUAUAUAAGUAUUGUUAUUAUCUCCUUGAUUGAA